AUGGCUGUUUUAGUGCCGUCCGACCAUCAGACCGCAAGGACCGUGUGGAGCUGCCGGCUGAAGUCCGACAACUUCAUCACCCCGCUGUUAGUCCGCCGCAAAGACUUCUUGAAACAUGAGGAGCCCUGGUGGUCUCUCCACCUCUCUGUCCCGCAAACGGGAACCGGCACGAUCGCGCCGCACUCGUUUGUGGGUCUGAAGUCCUUGAGAGCGCUGCACAUGGACGGGAAUCGGCUGACGGUCAUCAACAGUGACCCAGCGAAGGGUCGAUUCAACUGGAGGCACCUGAUCCUAGUGGGCAAUAAUCAGAUUCACCACAUCGACUGUCCCUCCUUCGACGAGUUCGUCUCCACCAUCGCACGGACCUGAGAUUUGUCAACAAACAACCUCGAGGCCGUUACCAGGUGGGAAGCCAUCGCCAGGAUGACCCACAUCAACACCUUAACACUGGGACCACAAUGCAUCGACCACAUCAGCGCCGGGACCUUCAUCGCUCCUUCACCAAGGCUGGUGGCGGGCUGGAAACAUGACGUCUCAAACCGUCUGCAGACCAGCUUCCCUCCGCCGACGCAAACUGUUCCCAGGCAGGCGCCGAGGUGCUGGUCCGAGCCCAGAGCGUUCAGAACAGCGUCGUCCUUGCUGACGGUGUGAGUUUCGGGGGAAACCCGCUGCCAGCCGUGUAAACUGUGUGAGCUGCUCUGGCUGCGGCGCCUGACGAGGAAAGACGACCUGGAGACCUGCGCUUCUCCUGAACAACCUGAUGGACAAAGUACUUUCUGGUCCAUUCAAGAGGAGGAGUUCAUCUGCGAGCCGCCGCUCAUCACCAAACACCAGGUCACCAAACCCUAUGUCAUGGAGGGUCAGGGCGUGACUCUGAAAUGCAAGGCGAUGGGCGACCCCGAUCCCACCAUUCACUGGCGCUUUCCCGACGGCAAACUGGUGCACAAUAACUCUCGCACGAUCCUGUAUGACAACGGCACAUUGGACAUCCUGAUCACCACGAUGAAGGACAGCGGCGCCUUCAACUGUGUGGCCUCCAACGCGGCCGGCAUCGCCACCGCAGCCGUGGAGGUCAACAUGAUCCCGCUGCCGCUCUUCGUCAACAACACGGGUCACAUGAGGGAGGCCGACCCGGGGCUCUCCGACAUCACCACCUCCACCAAAUCCGGCAGCAACGACACCAAACCACAGAACAAGAGGGUGCUGGUGGAAAACCUGACCGCAAACUCAGCCGUCAUCCACUGGCCGUCCGAGCGCCACAUUCCCGGGAUCAGAAUGUACCAGAUCCAGUACAACAGCACCGUCGACGACACCCUGGUGUACAGGAUGAUUCCGUCGGCCAGUAAGACGUUUAAGAUCAAUGAUCUGGCGGCGGGGCGCGAGUAUGAGCUGUGUGUGUUGGCGGUGUAUGAUGACGGCAUCACGUCUCUGACGGCCACACGCGUGGUGGGCUGCGUUCAGUUCCACACGGGAGCGGAGGCGGGUCAGUGCCGCUUCAUCCCAAGCCAGUUCCUGGGCGGCACCAUGAUCAUCAUCAUCGGCGGCAUCAUCGUGGCCUCCGUCCUCGUCUUCAUCAUCAUCCUCAUGAUCCGCUACAAGGCUUACAGCGGAGCCGACGCGGCCAAAGCCAAAGUGCGAGGAGACGCCGGUGUGCAGGUGCACUCGCAGACCAACGGGAGUCACCCGGGACGCUCUGGUUCCAAGCAGGAGGUGUGUCCCGAGUCGCCCGACGCAAAGGACUGCAAGGCGCUGGUGCUGCUGAAGAUGGAGGAGAAACAGGAGGAGCUGAAAGUCGAGCUUCCGCCCGUUUGCUCCGAGAAAGCAGCGCCAGCUCCACCAUCCCGGAGAGCCAGCCUGGGCGGGCCACCGUCCGACGACACGCAGACGGACAGCAGCCUGACGGGCUCCACCAUGUCUCUGUGCCUGAUCGGGUCCGGGGCCAACCCGGCCGAGCCCCCUCGGAAGGGGCCGCUGGCCAACAUGGGGCUCCUGCCCAGCGAACUGGCCCGGACUCGGCAUCGCUUCUCCUUCGACGGAGACUAUGCUCUAUUCCAGAGCCACAGUUACCCGCGCCGGGCUCGAACCCGCCGGCACAAAUCCACCACCCAGCUCAACACAGACGUGUCUCCACCCUGCAGCCGGAGGGUGACGUUCAGCAGCACAGAGUGGAUGUUGGAGAGCACAUAUACUAACAUCGAAGUGUUUCACAUCACUCCUGGUCCAGAUGCUGCGUUAGAAGGCAGCUCCCUAUGUAGGCGGCUCACUAGGGUUGGAAACAGAGCUGAAGUCUGGUGUCAUCUGAUCUGA
Messenger RNA from Cyprinus carpio (common carp), 2307 nucleotides. It is a transcript of the gene lrfn1, whose product is annotated as leucine-rich repeat and fibronectin type III domain-containing protein 1. The record is from RefSeq and is a predicted model, not a curated record. Gene Ontology annotation, molecular function: protein binding. Lineage: Eukaryota; Metazoa; Chordata; Actinopteri; Cypriniformes; Cyprinidae.